Messenger RNA from Megachile rotundata (alfalfa leafcutting bee), 829 nucleotides. RefSeq lists its product as uncharacterized. Lineage: Eukaryota; Metazoa; Arthropoda; Insecta; Hymenoptera; Megachilidae. The record is from RefSeq and is a predicted model, not a curated record.
UCACAAGCACACAUUAGCAAUACAAGUGGUGGUAUCUUGUCUAUUGAAAAAUUAUGCAUAAUGGCCACGAAAUAUAACCACGCAUUUCGGCGCAAAUUCAGUUUCCGGGGAUCGGUCACGAACGGAUCUUUUGCUACGAAAUGGCGGUAAAAAUUGUCUGCAUUCUGUUGCUGCUUGUUGCGUUGCAGUCCCUCUGUCACGCUGCUAACUCUGAAAUCGAAGAGUACAAGCAGGCCUACUACGAUCGAAAGACCAAUAAACCAUCGCAAGGAAUAUCAGAAAUCUCUGGUGGGCAAGUGCAGAGGAUCUCGUUCAAGGGUGGCUCGUGCGGUUGCAGGAAUGCGGCUUGCAGUUGUUGCAUAGGUAUAAACCUCAAGAAGUUCAAGUUCAACCAGGAAGGAUGUGCCAAGAUCAACUACAACCCACAAGCUUCUGCCAUUACGGCUUCGUUGACUUUGAACAACAAAGCUGUCGUAUCAUCUAACAUCCCAAUAAAUACUACUCCUUCGAUAUGCGGAACGGUUCCACAAUUGUCCUCCGUCAAAUUCUGCCUUCGUCUCUCUAAAUUGAGCGUCGAAUCAAACAAGUUGAAUGCCUGCGUUGAUCUGGAAACGCACGUACCUUUGAUACCGACACUUGUGUUGCAUUUCCCAUGCAUUAAGGUGUAGGAAAUCGUCACUGAAAAUGAAUACAUUAACAAGUGCGAGUUCGGUUGCUUUAAGGAUUUAAUAUUUCAAUGAGACUAUUGUAUCACAGAUAUUCGUUGCAAUAAAAUUGAAAUAUCGUUGUAAUAUUGGAUGUAAGAAUAAUUUGAAUAAAGAUACUUCAA